CCCGCGGGGACCCGAGGCACGGCGACCCGGAAGGCCGGCGGAGCCGGAAGGAAGGAGGGCGGAGCCAGGGCGGCCGUGGCCUGUGAGCGCCUCGCUGGCGCUGGCAGAGCGGAGCCGGCUGCGCGCGGAGCGGUGCUCAGUGUCCCCGCGGUCCCAGACGCCAGCACGGUAAAGGUGCGCGUGGGGAAGCCAGGGUCUGCGGAGCCGGUCGGGAACCCCACGGUGUCGGGCACACUGCUGUUCAUCUUCACGCAAAGGAACCGUGGCGCGGACAGGCCUAAGCUGCAGCGCCGAGGUCUGCCGAGAUGCCCAUCCAGGUAGAUGACAUUAUGAAGCUCCUGUGUUCCAUUUCCCACGAGAGAAAAAUGAAGGCGGCCGUCAAGCACUCUGGGAGGGGUGCCUUGGUUGCGGGGACAGUGGCCUUCGUCGGUGGUUUGGUUGGUGGCCCGCCAGGAAUUGCUUUUGGGGGGGCUGUUGGGGGCCUGUUGGGGGCCUGGAUGACGAGUGGACAGUAUAAGCCAGUUCCUCAGAUCUUAAUGGAGCUGCCCCCCGCCGAACAGCAGAAACUUGUUAACGAAGCCGCGGCCAUCAUCAGAAACUUGGACUGGACAGAUGCUAUACAGCUCACUGCUCUGGUCAUGAGCAACCAGGCCAUACAGCAGAAGCUCUUGGCCAUGCUAGCCACCUAUGUCACCAAGGAGCUGCAGGCUGAGAUCCGCUAUGAUGACUAGAUCACUCUUCCUGGGGGAUGGGCUUGCAUUUGGAUGAUUCCACGACUCCCAGAAGGUGACCUGGGAAUGGGGGGGUGCCUGGCAGGUGCGUUGAGAAACCUGUACGCCAACCGUAUUGACUAUAAGCCGGAGUACAUCCGGUUGGACUGUCCCCUGCUGGAGUACAUCCUGUUGGACCAUCCUUCGCUGGAGAGGCUUCAGCUGUGCAUUGUGGGCUGUGUGUGCUAUGGGAAGGUCCAGGCUGUUGGCAUCCACAGACAGCUUAGAAGUCUUCCUGAUCCUGUGGGUCUAAAAGGAGUUCUCAGGUUGGCUGGCCAACUGUGCCGGGUGCUCCUCAUCCUGUGAAAGCACCUCUAGGUUACCUGUGACAGGAUCGGAGGGGUCCUGGGGGGGUUCAGAGCCAGCUCUUGACAGGAUGUGCUUACUUGUUGAGUGUUCCCCUUCUUUGCCCAGGGACUUCCCAGUGGUCUCACGAUGACAGUGGUCCCUACUUUGAGCGAAGCCACAAACGCCAGGCAGGUCCCCAUGCCCCAGGCUCUCUUGAGUAACUUUGGUUAAACUUCUAAAGUCUUUUGCCUUAAUUAUGGAAAAUCAUGGCACUUAUUUAUCUUUUACUUUUUUUUUUCGAGACAGGGUUUCUCUGUAGCUUUGGAGCCUGUGCUGGAACUAGCUCUUGUAGCCCAGGCUGGCCUUGAACUCACAGAGAUCCGCCUGCCUCUGCCUCCCGAGUGCUGGGGUUAAAGGUGUGCGCCACCACCGUCUAGAUCUUAUUUAUCCUUUACUUUUAUUGUCAACUCUAGACCCUUUUAGUCUCUACACUUGUAGUCUAAGUUAAUUUCACGCUAUUUUUUUUUUUUUUCUUACUAUGGUGCCUGGACUGGCCUUGAGUUCCUGGGACUGUAGGCUGUGGCACUGUACCCAGCUUUACCUCAGAGACUGUUCUCCUCGCCACUGAUUCUAAGUUUGUUCUUCCAGGUUCUCUAUCCCAGCUCAGUUUCCUCCCCUCACUGGCUGCAAUUUACAAUUCACUUGUGUGGAAAGACAAAAUUAACAAUGAAUAGAGUUCAAAGAUCCUAACUGAGCUGGGUGCUGUGGUGCACACCCACAGUCCCAAGUAAGGGAGAGGUCAAAGCAGGAGCAUCCUUGAGCCCAGGAUUCAAGACCAACCUGGACAACAUGGAGGAGCUGGGAGAUAGAAGGUGGGGACAUAGCUCCUUACUUAGCCUUUAUUUACAGUCACAGAAUCAAGACGCAGUGAGUGUUCUGAUGUGCUUGACAGGAGACGAAGGGCAAACACAAACAACACCAGCACUGAGGUUAACCCCUGGGCAGCACCUUAUCUCCCUGGUUAAAACCGGGGAUUUGGACAUCCUCUCCUUGAUUUCCCCAAGUGACAACAGCUCAAACCCGACAAGCAGCUUGUUUGGUGUUCGUUUUUCUUGUGAUGCUGUGGAUGGAUCACAGGGCCUGCAUAUGCUAGGUAAAUACCACCCCUGAGCCCUGCUCUCCCUUGGUAGAUCCAAGGCCAGCGCUGUAUGGCUAAGCCUGCUCCAAGCCCUUGAGUGGCUCAGUUUCGGUUUGGCCAGUCCUAGUGCUGGAGCUCAAUGGAUGACAUCAUAUAUAUUUGAUUAAAUACUUGAUACUUCUUUUUAUCCCCUGUUAGAGAUGGGCGCCAGGGAGCGUAGGAGGUAUGUGUCUUGGUCGCCCUUCCUAUCUCCAGCUUGCUCCUGCUAGGCACCAUGGCUUUUCUGUGGGGGACACUCAAUAAAUAUUCAUCUUUAACACUAUGUGAUUUAUGUCUUUCUGGAUUCUUGUUUGUUUGUUUAUGUUUUGUCUGCAUUUAUGUAAGCACAGUAUGUAUGUGUGUGAUUCCCACAGAGGCCAGAAGGGGGCACUGGACCUCCUAGAGCUGGAGUUACUGACAGUGUGAACUGUCAUGUGGGAGCUGGGAACCGAACCCAGGCCCUCUGCAAGAUCAUUGAUGGCUAAACCAGCUCCCUACCUCUAGGUGUUGUUUUUUUUUUUUUUUUUCAAAACAGGGUUUCUCUAUGUGGUUCUGCUUGGUUUCAAACUCAUGAUCCUCCUGCCCCAGCCUUUUGAGCCAUGAGAUUACGGGCAGGCAUCACCAAGCUAAGAUCUAUAAUAUUUUGUUGCUGUUGAAGUCUUUACAUUCUCAUUGUUUCUGUUUUAUUAUUUUGGGAUAGGAUCCCAGGUAGCCCAGGCUGGCCCCCAGUUCUCUGUAAUGCGAAAGAUGGCCUUGAACUCUUGACCCUCCUGCCUCCACCACCCACCAAGUGUUGGGAUCAUAGAGGCGUGCGUCGCUAUGCCCGGCUUCAGCAAACGGUUUUGGGAGUCGUUGUUUUGAAAUCACUUCCUAUGGAACUCCUCCAGGAAAAAGACAAAUGACAGAGGAAGCCUAGGAUCCGAUUUCAAGCUUCUUGAAACAAGUGGGGUCACCAACCAUGGAAGCCAGACUUUGACCUGGUGAUUCUAGAACCCAGAGCCCUCACUCAAACACCAAAUGGGAGCUCCUCAGUUUUCGCGAACAAGUUUGGGGAAUGUUUUCCACACGGACUAUUUUUAGUAAGAUGUAUGCUGUCUCUGAAGUGAUGGUGGUGAGGCCCACCCAUGGACAACCAGGAUUUCUAUCCCCAGGUCUUCCCUGAUGCUAUCUUCUCUUUGCUUUCAAGACUACACCCCGAAUGUCAUCAAAUUACUAAUAAAUUACUUUCCUCUGAAAAAGUCA
This is a messenger RNA of Alexandromys fortis (reed vole), 3477 nucleotides long. RefSeq names its product chromosome unknown C19orf12 homolog (gene CUNH19orf12). The record is from RefSeq and is a predicted model, not a curated record. The coding region runs from base 306 to 731 and encodes 141 amino acids. Lineage: Eukaryota; Metazoa; Chordata; Mammalia; Rodentia; Cricetidae. The transcript has 3 exons.